Molecule: messenger RNA, 242 nt
Organism: Strongylus vulgaris
Lineage: Eukaryota; Metazoa; Nematoda; Chromadorea; Rhabditida; Strongylidae
Source: the annotation of a GenBank genome assembly
AUGAACACUGGUAUUUUGCUCAUUCUCUUCGCUGCAUACGUCAGCGUUUGUUUUGCCAAACCCAGCAUAAGCGAACUGAUUCAACAAGCAAUGAGUGAGAUUAAGACCACAAGCUUGAACAAGGAUGAGCUUCUUGCAAGCCACGAGACAAUCCAUGCACUUUCAAAAGAAAUUGCUGAAGAGGUAAAACUCACUCCACAACGAGAAGCGGCCUUAAACGAAAGGCUUCAGGUAAGCUGAAG